GGGCAUUCAGCUAUAGGUACGCCUUGCCUCCUGUAUGAUAAUACUCCAAACUACAAUAGAGCUGAAAUCUAUAAGAAACUCACCGACGGGACAGUGGUAAACAUCGCCUUUUGACAGCGAAUACUAGAGCCAUAACGUCCUCCUGCACUUAAUACAACACAGGACCAUCACGUCUUUACGUAGUCAACACAUCAUAGGAUCAUCGCGUUUCAAAAUGAUAUGGCCAUAAGACUUGACCAUGUCCAGCUUUAAGUGUGUCGUCCUCGGGGAUGCGGAGGUGGGGAAGACAACGAUGUUGACAGCCUACUCCCUCGGGCAGGAGAGCAACACGGAGGUAUCGGACAAGAACUUCCAAGUAACGGUUACUGUAAAAGACAAGCCCUGUACGUUAUCCCUUCUUGAUACUACUGGGGACGUCGACUGUAAGGCACGCCAACGUUCCAACUACACUGACGCUGAUGCUUUUCUCCUCUGCUUCUCUGUCAUCUCUCCUGCGUCCUUCAUGAAUAUCAGAGAAAAGUGGGUUCCCGAUGUACUGUUUCAUGCACGAAACACGCCAAUCUUCAUAGUAGGGACGAACGUUGACCUCCGAGACAACACGGACACGCUGAACAAACUUACAGAACAGGGUGAGCGACCAGUCACCGAGAAAGAAGGGAGACAACUUGCACAGCGCCUGAGAGCUAGCAAAUAUUUAGAGUGCUCCGCCCUUACACUGAAAGGCCUGGACAAGGUGUUUGAAGAAGUCAUUCUCACAUUAAGACGUCCACCACCUGGCAACCGGACUUGUGUCAUGGUGUAAAGAUACUAAUUCAUUAAAUGUAUUGGAACUAUAUUUUGAACACUGUUCCCCAGCUGCUGUGCUUGAAUCAGAUAAACUUUUAUUGAAAUCUUUUUAUGACACUGAGUGAAAGUCGAUGAUGGCAUUCAAAACGUAGCGCCAUCACAUUGCUGUGUAAUGAUCUUGGUAUGUGAUUAUGUGCGGAGUCAUGCCCUAGACUCUGCUGUUUCAAGAUUUCUUGUGAUUGCGGAAAACGUUUUGCCCCUUGUAUAGUCAUUUGACAGGAAGCGCAUGUGACUUUCUUAGUUCUGUAACUAACUGGAGACUGGGUGUGUUCGUUUUAAUGUCUUCUUGCAUUUGUCUCUCACCGGAAAUGAUGUAAUCAUACCGGAAGAGGAUACGACCUGCUUAUUCAUUCGUCACCACUCGCCCCUUUCCGUUACCUGCAAGAAGACUCGUCCCCCUAUCGAUGAAUGUUAUGUGCGAAAAUACGACAAACCAAUCAGAAUGCGCGUAUGAUUUCAAGUUCUUCGUCAA
Molecule: messenger RNA, 1318 nt
Organism: Haliotis rufescens (red abalone)
Lineage: Eukaryota; Metazoa; Mollusca; Gastropoda; Lepetellida; Haliotidae
Product: cdc42 homolog
Exons: 5
Coding region: 239-802 (187 amino acids)
Biological process (GO): small GTPase-mediated signal transduction
Molecular function (GO): GTP binding; GTPase activity
Source: RefSeq, a predicted model, not a curated record